Cynocephalus volans (Philippine flying lemur) is the source of this 3808-nucleotide messenger RNA. It is a transcript of the gene MRS2, whose product is annotated as magnesium transporter MRS2. NCBI's taxonomy places the organism in Eukaryota, Metazoa, Chordata, Mammalia, Dermoptera, Cynocephalidae. The record is from RefSeq and is a predicted model, not a curated record. Gene Ontology annotation, biological process: mitochondrial magnesium ion transmembrane transport. Gene Ontology annotation, cellular component: mitochondrial inner membrane. Gene Ontology annotation, molecular function: magnesium ion transmembrane transporter activity. Bases 89 to 1420 code for a protein of 443 amino acids. The transcript has 11 exons.
GCCGUGGCUCUCGUGCUGCCGGCUGAGCAGCCACCUACCGGCAUGAAGGCCUGGGAGCCGGCUGCUUCCCUCUCCUCGCUCCAGCGCUAUGGAAUGCCUGCGGAGCCUGACCCUGCACUUACCCCGUGCGAUGGGACUGCCCCGGCGAACCUUGUGUGCUCUGGCCUUGGACCUGACCCCUGCGGCUCGCCCCGCUGCCGCCUGCGGCCGUGCACGCGACCUACUCGGAAGGAGCCGGGCUGCGCCGCUGUGCGGGCCCCGCCAGCUCCGCGUGGCAGGUGAAAUGCACCGGUUUAGAACUUCUGAUGUCUCUCAAGCCACUUUAGCCAGUGUGGCCCCAGUGUUUACUGUGACAAAAUUUGACAAAGAGGGAAAUGUUACUUCUUUCGAAAGGAAGAAAAUUGAGUUAUACCAAGAGUUAGGUCUUCAAGCCAGAGAUUUGAGAUUUCAGCAUGUAAUGAGCAUCACAACCAGAAACAAUAGGAUUAUCAUGAGAAUGGAGUAUUUGAAAGCCGUGAUAACUCCAGAGUGUCUUCUGAUACUGGAUUAUCGUAAUUUAAAUUUGGAGCAAUGGCUGUUCCGGGAACUCCCUUCACAGUUAGCUGGAGGGGGUCAACUUGUCACGUACCCUUUACCUUUUGAGUUUAGAGCUAUAGAAGCACUCCUGCAAUAUUGGAUCAACACCCUUCAGGGGAAACUUAGCAUUUUGCAGCCACUGAUCCUUGAGACACUGGAUGCUUUAGUGGAUCCCAGACAUUCUUCUGUAGACAGAAGCAAACUGCAUGUCUUACUACAAAAUGGCAAAAGUCUAUCAGAGUUAGAAACAGAUAUUAAAAUUUUCAAAGAGUCCAUUUUGGAGAUCUUGGAUGAAGAAGAGUUGCUAGAAGAGCUCUGCCUGACAAAAUGGAGUGACCCGCAAGUCUUUGAAAAGAGCAGUACUGGGAUUGACCAUGCAGAAGAGAUGGAGUUGCUGUUGGAAAACUACUACCGAUUAGCUGAAGAUCUUUCCAAUGCAGCUCGGGAACUUAGGGUACUGAUUGAUGAUUCACAGAGUAUUAUUUUCAUCAAUCUGGACAGCCACCGUAAUGUGAUGAUGAGGUUGAACCUACAAUUGACCAUGGGAACCUUCUCUCUUUCGCUUUUUGGACUAAUGGGAGUUGCUUUUGGAAUGAAUUUAGAAUCUUCCCUUGAAGAGGACCAUAGAAUGUUUUGGCUGAUUACAGGAAUUAUGUUUAUGGGAAGUGGCCUAAUCUGGAGGCGUUUGCUUUCAUUCCUUGGACGACAACUAGAAGCUCCUUUGCCUCCUGUGAUGGCCUCUUUACCUAAGAAGACUCUUCUUGCAGAGAGAAGGGUGGAAAUAAAAAACAGCCUCAGGCCAGAAGGACUUGGAUCAAGCAGGAGUCUCCUAACAAACCGAUAGGAACAACCCGGUGGAUACUCAGUAUUUUCGGAUGGUAGUCACAGGAGACUUCUGAUAUUCUUUUAUCAUUUUCUUUUACAGAGUCAGACACUUGAAGAAAAUCACUGAUAUUUAAGUUACAAUGUCUGAUGAUAAACAUAUGGCAGUCAAAAUAACUAGAACUUUAUUGCAUUUGUAGAAUUCUGAGUAAAGAAGCAAAGUGCUUGUUUUGUAAAAGGCCAAAAUUUUAUUUUCUACAAACUUUAAAUGCUGUUUUUAUAGACAUGUGAGGCAUGGAGAGGUUAAUUUAAUACAAGAACAGCCUGUUGUAUAAAUUUUACUUAACUUAUACAUAUCAAGAAAAGUACAGUUCAUGCCAAACAAAGCCUAGGAACUUGACAGACCCAUAGUUUGAGACCAGGUAGCCAUAGUUCUUAGUAUAGGGAAUCAUGUUCCUCUGAAUUCCUCUGAAUUCCUGACUCUCAGGUGACUGAAAAGCUAGCAUGAUAUGUACUAGCCUUAAACUCUGGGAGUUUGCGCUUUAAAACAAAACUCUUGACAUAACCUUAUUUUCUUGUAUUUGCCCCUUUUUAUACAUAAGGUGAAUAAAAAGAAAUAAUACCAGCAUUUUAUGGAUUCCAAUUAAUCAGGAUUUCACUUAACCCCCUGAAACUAUUUUUCUUUGCUUGGCUAUAAUUAGAGCCUUUGGAAGUAAAAUUGAAAGGAAGUAUUUCCAUUCUGUAACUGCUUUAUAGCUGCUUUGUUCAUUGCCUGAUUUUUAGAAGAGAUUUUUAGAAGAGAUUUUUAGGCCACCCUCCCUAAAAAGGAAUAUGUGUAUAUAUAGCCCAGCUAAUCUAUAUGCUUUCACCUCAAAAGUUGACAGAUGGGCUUCCUAAAACUUGGGGCUAGGUAAAUAUUAGAACUGUGAUACCUUUUGUUUUCAAAAUCAGACUUGGGUUUAGAAUAAAUGGCUAAUAUUUCUAAUUGUGAAAGCUGCUGUCCUUCUUAACAUCUUACCUACCUUUCUUUUCUGGAGGUUAAGUACAGUUAUGCACUAGAACAUUACAGUUAAACUUGCCUCCAGAAGUAAAACUCAUGGAAGAUUCUAGACUUUCCAGAGCAGCUCUUGUACUACAAAUGUGGUAGUAAGAAAAGAAUAAAUAUGCCUACCCUGAUGAUUGUUCAGGGUACCUGAUGAUCCUAAUGUGAGAGCAUAUGAGGAAGUCUAAGGGUCCAUUUACCAGGUGAUUUGGUGAUGGGAAUAAAAAUGUUAUUCCAGUAACUGAUUUGGAAGAAAACAGAUGAAGUUACAGGUAAGGUGUUUUCCACUCCUGUGCGGUUAUGAGAAGCCAUCAGAGGGAAACUAGAGAAUAAAAUGGCAUGAAACAGGCUGGGCUGGUCUUGGAGCACUUGCACCUCGCUGUGGGUCAGGAAGGCGCUUCGUGGUGUGGUGUUUGGAGCGUGACUGGACAGCACUCUAGCCUUACGAUGACUGUCGGGAUCACCUCUGAUAGCACUUAGAUUUCACAGGGUACUCUUUUUUUGGCUCACCUCAAAGUACUCUGCUGCUAUUUGGUCUUAUGUUAUCACUGUAAAAUAGGUAAUAAGUAUUACUUAGCUGUGACAUAUGAAGAAUUAGAAUCCCAGAGGGCAGAAUUUGAUUUGACUAAAAUCAGGCGUAGGAUAGAACUUUGGUCAUUUUUCCUUGUAGUGUUACUUAGUUCAUGAACUUAGGUAAAAUAAUUUUUUAUGAUGAGUCAUGUCCCAUUAAUAAAAGGGAAAAUAAUGUUAACUACCUCAUAAGUCUGAUAAAGGGAAGUUACUAAUGGUUUAUAAAAUCCUUGAAGGUGGUUAGAGCAAGUAUGAUUUCAAAACGUCAACUAGCUCUGCUUUGGUGAUUGCCAGCUGCUGCUUACAUUAAAGUUCUCAAACAGUAAAGCAGAGUCUGUGCCAAAAGAAAUAUGAAGUUCGUUGGUUUUAAAUUUUGAACUAAAAUGAUAGACUGAGCAUAAUAACUACUAUUUGAAAGGUAAAUAAUAAGAUACCAAACACCAGUUUAUGUGAGCAAGCAAGCAGUGAUAUUCCCUGUUGAUCAUAUAGAAGUUUAAGGUUUGAUACUCUUAACAGACCGUCUUUCUCUUUGGAAGGCCUCUAAGCAAAUGUGGGCAGAACUUUGUAAUGCCUACAGACGUGAUCUAAUAUGGAGGGUGCAUGGAAUAUGGACUCCAGAGACCUGCUCUGCUCCCAAGCUCACUUCAGAUCAUUUUAGUCUCCUAGGUCUGUGUGACAAAGACAUAAAACAAUUCCGAUCUUGAAGCCAUGAAGGAGGUUUUUACACAGAUAAUAGAAAGAUGGAAAAUGCAAAUAAAUGUCUUCUGAUAUCCUGAAAUAAAGAUAAAUUUUAGUUAA